GCCCACUAACAUACCGCGUGUUUUGUUUGCAUUCGGGUGUUUGUCAUCUUUAGCUAACUAGCUAGCUUAAUUACAUUAAAUAUGAACGUUAUCUAGUCACAUCAACGUUAGAAUAGGUCAUAAACUGCAUGCAACAAACAGUUUCGACUGUGGACAGAAAAGCAUUACCAUGCCAAUCUAGCUAGCUAGCUAACUGGCUAGCUCACUUCAGUGAUUAAAAACAUACUGUACGGUCUAUGAAAAUGACGACCACCAACAUGAUGGACAUGUUUGAGGAAGGGAAAGUUCUGAAAAUCUGUGCUCCUAUGGUCCGGUAUUCAAAGUUGGCAUUCAGGUCACUGGUGAGGAAAUUUGACUGUGACAUUUGCUUCACUCCAAUGAUAGUUGCGCCUGACUUUAUGCGUUCUGUCAAAGCCAGAGACAGUGAAUUUACAACUAAUGAAGCUGACCGUCCUCUGAUCGUGCAGUUUGCUGCCAGUGAUGCCCAGACCCUGGCUGAUGCAGCCUGUGUGGUCGCACCCUUCUCUGAUGGAGUGGACCUCAACUGUGGCUGUCCCCAGCGGUGGGCCAUGUCGGAAGGCUACGGGGCAUGCCUUAUCAACAAGCCUGAGCUGGUCAAAGACAUGGUUCGACAUGUCAGGAACCAAGUGGACAAUCCUAACUACACAGCCUCCAUCAAAAUACGAAUUCACAAGGACCUGCGGCGUACAGUGGACCUGUGUCAGAAGGCAGAGGCGGCAGGGGUGUCCUGGAUAACGGUCCAUGGUCGGACCGCAGAGGAGCGCCACCAGCCGGUCCACUUUGAUGCUAUCAAGACCAUCAAGGACAGCCUGUCAGUCCCUGUCAUCGCCAACGGAGACAUAAAGACCCUCCGAGAUGUUGAGACCACUCACCAGCUCACUGGAGUCGAUGGUGUGAUGGCAGCCCGGGGGCUUUUGUCCAACCCGGCCAUGUUCGCUGGCUACAAUGAGACCCCUCUUGAGUGUGUGUGGGACUGGGUGGACCUCGCCACGAACCAGGGGACCCCCUUCACCUGCUUCCACCAGCACCUCAUCUACAUGCUGGAGAGGGUCAGCUCCCAGCCUGAGAGGAAGGUGUUCAACUCCCUGCAUAGCACCGCUGCUGUCAUAGACUACCUCCACAACACAUAUGGAUCCCCAGACACACAGACCGUAGUAUGUUUGCUUUUCUCUUUUCAACCUCCGGUUUCUUUGUCCGUGUGCCGCAGAACUGUAUUGUUAGAGAUGACGUUGCAAUGGACUGCAGUUGCCCUCUUCCUCUAUGUGGAAAUAGGUGUACUACUCAUCCUCUGUCUACCCUUCAUCUCAGCCACCAGAUGGCAGUGUAUCUUCCAGCUGAGAAUAUGGAACAAAAUGGCCAGGUUUUGGAAUAAAUUCUUCCUCGCCAUGAUCAUAAUCCUUAUAGUCCUCUUCCUCGAUGCUUUGCGUGAGGUGAGGAAGUAUUCGGGCGCGGGAAACAGCAUGGAUGCUAAUCUGCAUCCCAACAUGUUUGACCACCUCCACAUGAAGCUGUUCAGAGCCCAGAGAAACCUCUACAUCUCUGGAUUUACCCUCUUCCUCUGGCUAGUGCUGAGGCGGGUGAUCACUCUGAUCAACCAGCUGGCGACGGAGUCUGGCACCACGGCCUCUCUGCAGACCAAGGCAGAGUGUGCCAACCAAACUGCCAAGAAAUACAUGGAGGACAACGAGCUAUUGAAGCAGACUUUGAUGUAUGGGAAGGGGGACAAGGCCACAGCGGAGGGAAACGAGCUGCUGAGAUCAGAGGGGGAGAAACUGAGAGGAGAACUGAAGGGCUCAGAGGAAGCCUUGAAAAAGUCCCAAUCCGAGAUGGAAGCUAUGAAGAAACAAUCCUAUGGACUGACCAAAGAAUACGACCGACUGCUGAAUGAACACCAGAAUCUUCAAGAGAUUGGAGACAAAAAGGAUGAUUGAUCGGGGUUAUGACUACAGCGGUCAGAACGUUUACAGAUCGUACCAAGAAACCAGAAA
This is a messenger RNA of Salvelinus namaycush (lake trout), 2009 nucleotides long. It is a transcript of the gene dus4l, whose product is annotated as dihydrouridine synthase 4-like (S. cerevisiae). NCBI's taxonomy places the organism in Eukaryota, Metazoa, Chordata, Actinopteri, Salmoniformes, Salmonidae. Gene Ontology annotation, biological process: tRNA processing. Gene Ontology annotation, molecular function: flavin adenine dinucleotide binding; tRNA dihydrouridine synthase activity. The record is from RefSeq and is a predicted model, not a curated record. The coding region runs from base 237 to 1952 and encodes 571 amino acids. The transcript has 14 exons.